UGUGCAUGUGAGCAUUUCCGGUGAUCUAUUGUGGAUGGGUAGUAUUUACAUCUUUACCGAGUAGCGUUCUCAGUAGAUUCGUGCAGAGUCUCACUUUGCGGUUCCCGUGUCCACCUGAAGCAGCAGCAGCAUGUCUCAGGCUCGAGUUACGGAUUUCUUCUCCCAGAGAAAGAAAGGCAUCGCCGGUCCUGUGAAAGCAGCCAAGCAGCAGAGCGGCGCAGUUAUCGGCCGUGGCUCCUCUGGGACCAGCACAAAUGUUGCCAGCACACGGUCAAGAUCCUCGAAAAACAAAGGUGUUGCCAUUUGUUCGUCCUCCGUACAUGAAGAGUUUGUCCGAGUUAUUGACGAAGCAGCGGGGAUACACGACGGAGCGUGUAACACCAGUAGCACCGGGAAAGAGUUCCCCUCUUGUCCCCGGACACCGAAGAGGACUUCGGCCGAGACCGAGUUUGACCUCGGUGCAGCUGUGUUUUCAGCCACCGCCGACCACAGCACGGCCAAGAAGAGACGGCAAGCGGAGGUCGUUGGAGACGCUAAAGCUAAUGUUCCGGAGAAAGCAACGAGGAGGACGGCCAGGAAGAAACUGGUCCUCCCUCAGGACACACCACAGGCUGCAGUCCAGCUCCAGCCCACUGAGGUGACCCAGCAGCCCACAGCUCCUGCAGCCCCAGUUUCUACACACACUGCUGAGAACCAGCCUCACUCCCAAUCCAGCAGCUCUCCACAGAGGAGUCAAGUCACCAAAAAGAACACUGGAGGACGGGCCAACAAGGCGUUGUGUAAAGAGGACAUCGCAGCCCUCAAGGCUCGCCUUCAGAGGAUCAAGAAACACGCAGAGGAGAUAACCAGUGCUGCUUCCUCCGCUUCAGCUUCCUCAACCCCUCCAACUGGUUCAGCUUCCAACAAAUCCACCACCUCUGUCCCCAAAACUGCCACGCCUGCCACCUCUGAUGCUAAGGCCCUCAACUUCAAUAUAGCACAAGUCAAAGAGCUUGCAGCUAAAGCUCAGCGGAGGAAGGAGGAGAGAGAGGCAGAGGAGAGCAAGCCAAGUGAGGCACAAACACAGGACAGUACCGAGCAACCAGCAUACCAGCGGUACCACACCCUCGCCCAGGCGGCCCCCCCUGGCCUCUCCCUGCCUUACCAGUACAAGGUGCUGGCUGAGAUGUUCAGGAGUAUGGACACUGUGGUUGCCAUGCUGUACAACCGCUGUGAGACAGCCACCUUCAGCAAGAUCAAACAGGGAGUUCAGGACAUGAUGCACAAGCGAUUUGAAGAGAGCCAAGUCAGUCAGAUAAAGACGGUGUUUCCUGAGGCCUACAUAUUUAGACAGGAGAAGAACAUCCCAACCUUCAACAGCAGCAUUAAGAAGGGCAGCUACCAGCUCACUGUGGAGCCCGUCAUUCCCUCUGACCAGAAUGAAGCCCGUCCUGCCCUGUCAGCCUCUCGUCUCCUGGAGAGAAGACGCAUCUUUCACCUGAAUCUGGUCUCCGUAGUCAAACAGCACCACAAGGUCUUCCUGUCCUCGUUGGUUCCUCCGGUGUCUAUUCCAGAGGACAAACUGACCCGAUGGCACCCUCGCUUUAAUGUGGACACCGUGCCAGGCGUCUCAUCCAGCUCGCUGCCUCAGCCUCCUCAAACUGAGAAACUGGCCACAGCUCAGGAGGUGCUGGAUAAGGCUCGCUCACUCAUCACACCCAAGAUGGAGAAAGCUCUGGUGUCUCUGGCUCUGAAGACAGAAGAUAAAGCUGCAGAGAAUAAAGAGCCAACAUCUCCAUCAAACCCAGCAGUCCCCCAGACAUCAGCUCCAUCAGCUGCCCCCGCAGCUCCGGUCCCAACUGCCCUGAAAGGAGUGUCCCAGUCCUUACUGGACAGGAUUCGGGCAAAGGAGGUCCAGAAACUCCAGGCAGCCAUGACUCGAAACCCUGCCCAGGAGGACCGCUUGCUGAUGAUGUCACGGCUCCCUGAGCUGGCCAGGAUUCUCCGGAACGUUUUUGUAGCAGAGAAGAAACCGGCUUUAAUAAUGGAAGUGGCCUGUAACAGGACGGUGGCCAGCUACAGAUCUGCUCUCAGCACAGGUGAAAUGGAGAAACAUAUCCGUCUGUUGGCAGAAGUGGCUUCUGAUUGGCUGACUGUUCAUCCAGUCAGGAAGGACUUCUACCUGAAGUUGAACAAGAACAUGGAGCUCAGCAUUGUUCUGGACAAACUGAGCAGCAGACUGCGAGAGGAGGAGAGGCUCUGAGACAUUUCACUGACAGAAUGAUGACUGAGUAAUGUGGCAGCCUCUCACAGUGAAGUGCUCACCUUCCUCAGGCUGUCGCUGUGUGAGCUGCCAGGACACUGAAGGCUAGUUUCUGUGGAGUGCCAUGUUUUUCAGUGAAUAUCACUGGUUUGUGGGCAGUAGGCACGUGUCUUACAUUUUUCGACACAGAGGGGUUUGUUAUUCGCCUUGUGCUCUAGGCUGUGUGAGAGACAUUGUAGCAGACUGAUCUAGGCACAGCUCCAGGACACCGUUACGUCCAAAAAUCAUGGGACCACAUUGGACAGACCAGACCCCGUCCUAGUGUUUCUACUGUCCCAAUGUUGUAAGCUAGUUGUUUUAACCACACUUGGGUUGUAGUGGCUGAUGAUGUGCUUUGUUUUUAUCUCCUCCAUGAAAGUGUCAUAUUGGUUGCUGCUUCCAGUCUUUUUAGGGAUCAGUUUUCCACAGUGUAGAACUGAUGACUGUUUACAUUUUUAAAAGUUACUGUUUGAUGUUUAAGAAAUACAAGCAUUUGUCAGAGUCACACUGCCUCCAAAUUUUCUGUGAAUGCAGUUUAUUAAAUAUAACACUCCGAAAAGCAAAGACAGUGAUUUCAUUAAUUAUCUGACUGCUGGUGGUAAACUUAAUCAGUCAAGAUUAUACUCGAGUAAGGAAAGAGUAAAGGAAGGCGUCAUGUUAGUGAGGGAGGAAACAUUAAUCAAAAGAUGGAAUUUUUUGGAGCGAGCUAUUUUUAAAAAGUGAUUUUAACAAUGGUGUGUCUCAAUGCCUUACCAGUGAAACCAGUCCCAUCAUCAAGACAAAUGAAGGUUCACACGCGGUGGCUGUUUUCUCUGUUUCCAAUUGCAGUACUUUGAGUACUGACUGAAAUGUGUCUGUAGCAUUGGGUAUCACAAUCUACCAAGGUUGGCAUUGAACUUGAUCAGAUUAAGCAAGACUUAAUCACUAAAGAGAACAGACCAAGCCAAAGGAAUGGAAAAUAACAAUUUCUUUGUAGGGUCCUUAAUGGACGGAAAGUGAUGGAACACACCUGCCCAAAGUGGUUACAUAGUAGCCUGUUUUAACGCCUGUGGCGCCCCCAAAUGUUUCUCAUGGGGGUGGCCAGGUGGGGCCACUGAAAAUCUUUGGUUAGGACAAAGUGUGUGACCAUCCAUUGUUUUUCCCUAUGGAAGGAGAUGUUUUGAUUUCUGCUGAAAGCAGUAUCUCCAGUUGUACCAUCACAACUGCUCAGGUGACAAGCAAGCACGCUAGUGAGAGUGUUGACAUCAUAACAGUGCACUGGGUCCUUUGACCCUUGUUGUGGUGUGAUUGGCUCUCCUCGACCAAUAAGAUGGACUGUGAUGUUCAUCAAUAUUCAGUAAAAAUUGCAUCCAGUAAAUUCAAAGAAAAUCAAGAGCACUUUGAAGAUAAACAAGAGGCUGAUCAGAAAAAUCUGAUGCAAGAAGGUCAAUUUCGUGUUCGGAGAUGACAUCCAAAUAAACCCAUUAACCCCACCAACUGAACCCAAAACCCUCAGGCACAGACCUAUAUACCCUGUAUUUCUCUCUUGCUCUCUCUCUCUUAAGUUUUUAACCCAUUGUGUGAAACUAUUGUUUUUGGGGGGGUUUUCAAUUCUCACACACCACAAUGUCAUUUUUUACAUUUCUUUUUACAUUACAGUGCAGCAAAGCCAUCACUCUCUGCACAGGUGACAAGUGCAGGCUGUGUGAUUUCAGUGCAGUGUACAGUGAUAUUACAGUGAUAACACUAAUAACAGUGAUGACAUAUUGAUAGUACAAUUCAACACACAGUGGUUAUGCUUGGAUUUUGGUGCUCUUGAUUACCUUUUAACUUGAUAAAAUGAAUCUAUAUGAUGAUCAAAUAGCCCCUUUCAACUUUGAUUAUUGUUUAAAAACAAAACCUCAGCAUCCUCCAAGGUAAGAGACAUAGGCAGUAAUGAAAUCUGGAUGCCAAGUGGUCAGCUGGAGACACAAUAGACACUGGUUUGAACUGCUGUCUUAGCUGUCCACUUGUGUUUAGAUCACCAAAACGCAUGUUAUUACAUGGUCUAAGCAGGCUCUUAAGUCCCUUUUUACUGCACAAAAAAAUCUGCAAACACCUGCUAACGUCUUGCUUGUAAUGGGAGAGAGUACAAUUGGGAUUCACAUGCAGGUCAAAUCACUCUGCAAUAGUCGUGGGUGUUUAUUGGCUCUGGCUUUCUCUGGCACUAAUUUUAGCCUCUUAACCACAAAAAACGUCCAUCUCCGCCCAAGCAGCGCUUGAACAUCGAUUCAAAUUAGUCUGCUCCGAAUUUGAAAGAGACUGAGUAAGUAAGAGAUAUAUAUAAAGUAACCAUGGUAAAGUUUACACAGUCUUCUGCUGCUUAUUACAGUUUACUAACCUGUUUUUCAGCCUGUCCAUGAACUUGAACAUAACACACCGAAAAAAAAUAGCCAUACACACACAAACUGGCAUACUUGCCUGCUGCAGAGCCGUGAAAAUGGCUCUAGUGUACUGGCAAUGGGAAAGGAGUCUAUAGCCUCUUUUGUUUUUUAGCCGGUUUACCUGAGUUUGAAAAAAAAAACGGUUGGUAGAAAAUGGAUAACUGACACAAAAACAUGGGAAAUAGGGUCCAGUUUUACAAACAUAACUCAUGUAUUGUAAUCAUCAUUUUCUGCUCAAAACCUAAUUUUGAUUAUGAAAUACCAAUUAUACAAUCAGAAUAAAAAAUAAGUCAGUACACUAAUUCUCAUAACUCAGCAAACCCAACUCAAUAUCAAAACACAGCAUGUUUCCUAUCCAAGAGAAGCAUAAGAGUCAAUCAUAGCAUGACUUUCAAAAUACUAACAGUUGAUGGCAUAACAAACUGCACAACUUUUCGUGUUUCAGUUCUACCUGCAUGCAAUAAAAAUAUGAAAUCUGUCUAUCAUUUUUAUAACUGUCACUCAUUUUAGGUUGAAUGUCAAAUGUGUGUAUUUUUUAUAACAUACUGUCUAAAAGGUGAAUGGGUUAUCGUUACUCUCUGGAAUGUACAACCGAAUAAACUGACAGAAUUGCUGCAGUAAAAGCUUUAUUAGCAACAUGACAUUUCUGACAAUGAUCAACAAAAAAAUCCAACAUACAUGGCCUCUGGUUCCAAAUGUGUAAAAAUAAAAAUACACAAUUACAACAGCCACAGAAUGAAAAAACAAACAAAAAGACAAACAGUCACAAUUUCAAACAGUCCUGAUCCAGCUGCUCCUCUGACUGGUCCUCUUUCUCAUCCAGACAUUACUUUAUCUCUGUGUAUCCACAUUAAACAAAAUCAAUUCAAAAGUACCCUUUUACUGUAGAUGUCCAUUUAAGUGAAAGACCUUCAGCACCUGGCUGCAUCUCUGAGUGAAAUCAGCUCCGAUUGGUCUAUUUUACACAAGUGAAAAUCAGUCGUUUCUCAAUACACAUCUCUUUCAGUCUAGCCUCUGAGUGGCUUUGGUAGACAUAGAGGCUUUAAACUACAGUAUACUUAAGGAUUUAACAUUGGGUUUUCAUUUCUGGUAUGUUGUGUGCAAAUACCUGUAAAUAAUAAGAAAGAUCCAUCAUUUUGGUAUUGGGUAAGCUUGUAUGUACAGAAAAGUGAAGCUUUUUAAAAUCGUGUUAACUGACUGCAUAUUCUGUUAAACCACAAAUUCUGUUAAUGGUAUGGUUCACAGACAUGUUGUGCUAACUAUGUUUAGAGUUUUAAAAAUCUGAAUACAGAUUAAACAAAUGGAUGUUUAUGAAUUUAAAAAGCUAUUUGUUUAUUAUUUGUCCUUCAUUUUGGCUUUUAACUGAAUUUUGGUGGUGGG
Molecule: messenger RNA, 6063 nt
Organism: Epinephelus moara (kelp grouper)
Lineage: Eukaryota; Metazoa; Chordata; Actinopteri; Perciformes; Serranidae
Gene: cdt1
Product: chromatin licensing and DNA replication factor 1
Exons: 10
Coding region: 131-2242 (703 amino acids)
Biological process (GO): mitotic cell cycle; DNA replication preinitiation complex assembly; DNA replication checkpoint signaling
Cellular component (GO): nucleus
Molecular function (GO): DNA polymerase binding; DNA binding
Source: RefSeq, a predicted model, not a curated record